GCUGCUGCUGGAGGUUACACCAAAAUACUGAGGAUACUUUUGAACUGCCCAGGAGGGGUUGAUCACAGAGACAACAGUAACUCGACGCCUCUUAUCUGGGCCGCGGCUAAUGGGCAUGAGGAUGCAUUGAACUUAUUACUCAAGAGCGGCGCAGGACUGAAUUCUGCAGAUUCCGAAGGAAAAACUGCAAUUAUCUGGGCAGCCAAAGCAGGGCACACCGGAAUGAUUGAAAUUCUGUUCGCAAAGGGAGCCGAUCCACACAUCAGGGAUAACCACGAGCGUACGCCACUAAUUUGGGCAGCUGGCCGAGGACACACAGAAGUAGUGAACUUUCUAUUGAAAAAUGGAGCUGAUCCACUUUCAUCUGAUAAAGAUGGCCUCAACUCUUUAUCCUGGGCUGCUGCUGGAGGACACUUCAAAGUAGUGGAAAGACUUCUUGCAAAUAGGAUGGCUAUCGACUCUCUGGACAAGGACGACCGCACACCGUUAUCGUUUGCCGCCGAGGGUGGCCAUGAAUGUAUGAUGAUAACCCUUCUGGAACACGGGGCAGAUCCUAGUUGUCAUGAUAGCAGUGGCCGCACACCUUUAUCUUGGGCAGUCGCCAGCAACUCAGCAGGAGUGCGGGUGCUGAACGCACUUUCGAAAGUUUCACUUGAAACUUUGAACAUGCAAGACAAAACAGGACGCACGGCAUUAUCGUGGGCUGCAGGGGUAGGAAAUAUCGAAGCUGUAAAGAUACUACUGCAAAAAGGUGUUAACUGGAGCCUUGCGGACAACAAUGGUCGUACACCGCUCUCUUGGGCUGUGGGGAGCGGUAAUCUUGCAGUGAUGAAGCUUUUACUCAAUUGCGGUGCAAACCUCGACUGCGAGGAUGACAGUGGCCGUACCCUCCUCUCCUAUGCUGCUGAAGGUGGAGAAGAAGAGAUCUUUAAAAUUAGGCUUCUUGACCAUGGCGUUGACCUCGACUCCAGGGACAAUAAUCUUCGGACGCCGCUGUCAUGGGCAUCCGGGGGAGGAUACACUACAGUUGCGGAGACGCUCCUGAAGAGGGGAGCGGAAAUCGACUCGAGUGAUAAUACAGGCCGCACACCCCUAUCCUACGCUUUGGAGGGUGGAUUUGAUAAGAUCGUGACUUUACUU
Molecule: messenger RNA, 1140 nt
Organism: Hyaloscypha bicolor E
Lineage: Eukaryota; Fungi; Ascomycota; Leotiomycetes; Helotiales; Hyaloscyphaceae
Product: ankyrin
Exons: 3
Cellular component (GO): nucleus; cytoplasm
Molecular function (GO): protein binding
Source: RefSeq, a predicted model, not a curated record